UCCAAUGUACAAAAAUAUUACGGAAGUGUAGGUUCGCCAGCUGCCGUUUUUUAGCACGCCCCACAGAUGCUGCUAUUAACAUGAACUACAAAUUCGAUACCAGUGAUUUGACGCGGCGUCUAAAGCGAACGUUCGAUGGGAAUCUUUCCUACCGUAAAUUGUUUUUGCUUCUCUUCGUGUUCGCCGUUAUUCUGCUGUACAUAGGGCCAUCGUUUCUGCGAUGGUUGUUUGGCAGUACGGAACCAACGCGAGAUCAAUCGAUGCGUUGCAUGGACGAUCGGUUGACUCCGUUCUAUCUGCAGAACCUCGAGUACAAUGUAAACAUUCGCCAUCAGCCGGCUUAUCCGCACGAGCAUGAUGCAAUUCCGUACGUGGGCAAUGGAUGGUUUGGGCUGGAAGUGCAAACCGAUGCACAUUUAAACAUCUUUCUCGGCCGUGCUCUGUUGCAGCCCGUUAAUUUCCAUCCCAUUGUUAGUGUAGCAAGUGCCGGUCAGCAGGAAAGGGAAGCGACCGUCGUCGAAUAUCUGACCGGCAUUGUGCACCGAUUUCAGUGCUUUCCCGACGGUUAUCAUGUAUCUUAUCAAUACUACGCGCAUCGUACUAUGCCAUCCGUGUUGGUGCAGGAAAUUCAGCUAACAAACACCAAGAACCAACUGAUGGACAUCGAGCUGAUCGUGCCGCGAAUAUCGGACUGGCCCUCGGCAAUUGUGAAGAAUGUUAAGCUGCAGCAUGGCUCCGCUAUACUGGAAUAUCAGGUCAUUACGGGAAUGGUAGAUAUGCUACCGAUUGCGGGAAACACGGACGACAAAAAGGUGCGCGUCGUGUCCAUCGUGGCACGCAAGCUGCCCCGUGUAAUUACGCUCAAGAAACGGGGAACCACAAAGCUGGAGCUACUGCUUACGGUCAACUACUCGGAGCCGAUACCACGUGACAAAUACACGGCACAGAAGGAGACGAUCGAAAAGCACGCUAUCGAAGCGAUGAAUCGAGCACUGCUGGCAGCGGAGCACGGUGAGCACAAUGCGUACCACAACUUCAAGCGUGAUCACAUUCGCGUUUGGAGCAAUCUGUGGGAAACGGGAUUUCACAUCAGCACCUCCAAGGCGGAGAACACGCUGAACGGUAACAACAUCAAUGCGACGAUGUAUGCCGUCAUCUCACAGGCCAGAGCGUACGAAUUUGAACAGUCAGUAACCAAUGGCAGAAAGGAGGAGAUAGCUCGCUCACUUACCUACGCGGAAGGGUGCUACGACAGCUACCAUACACUGCAGGCGGAAAAUCUAUGGCGGCCGAUGACUUCGUUCGAGCAGCUAAAUACAGUGGUCGGCUCGUGGAUGUUAACGCUGGAAAAGCAAGGAUGCCACAAUCUCAUCAAGGCGGGUGCCAGCGGCCUCGUGCAGGCGAUGGUGCUCAGCUUCGGCGGAUUCCGUUUCAGCAACCAGCACCUGGAGUUGAACAUUCACCCGAAGUAUCUGCACCGUGAUUACGAUUUCCGGCGCUUGAAUUACGGCAACAUGACGCAUCUAAACAUUUCGAUUGCCGUUAGGGAUGAUAACAAGGCCGUUCUGUACGUAGCGCUAGAUCGAUCGGAUCGAAACUACUACGCCUGUGAUGCCGGUUGCUUGGAUGAUCCGGUGCAGUUGCGCCAGUCGAGAAGCACUUUCCCCGUGAAGCUUACCGAGCCGGUUACCUCCAUACUGUACAUAACGUCGGACAAGAAGCACAUGGAAGAUUUGCGGCACGCGAUCCACGUGAAGGAGGUGGUGGAAGCGCCAGCCCACGAGCAUCACGUGAUUGCGCUGCAUCGCCAUGGCCACCAUCUGGGUGGAUUACCGACUCUGUUUUGGGUUUCGAUUUGCGUUAUCAUUAUCGUGUUUCACGUGUUUCUUUGCAAGCUCAUCGUGAAGGAGUACUGUGAACCGCCGGACAAGAUGAAAUAUCGCUACAGCAAACCUUAAGAGGUUCAUUUUUUUGUUGUAAAUAUUUAGUUUUUCUCGCGAAAAAAUUCCCAGUUAAAAUUGUCUUCAAAAUUAAAAGUAUUCACGUAGCGCUGUGUGUUAGCGUUAUGCGCGGCACAGAGCUGCACACUGAUUUAGCAUAUAAAAUCAAACGAUUUGCAAUAUUAUUCGCAAUAAUACAGAACAAAAAAAGUGAGCUGUUGUAAAGGCUUUGUAAUGCACCAGGAUGAAUUAGUUCUGCUACCAAAUUAAAAAAAGCCAGGCGAAUAUAGCCC
Messenger RNA from Anopheles arabiensis, 2233 nucleotides. RefSeq lists its product as uncharacterized. The record is from RefSeq and is a predicted model, not a curated record. NCBI's taxonomy places the organism in Eukaryota, Metazoa, Arthropoda, Insecta, Diptera, Culicidae. Bases 81 to 1958 code for a protein of 625 amino acids. The transcript has 2 exons.